Oncorhynchus keta (chum salmon) is the source of this 1761-nucleotide messenger RNA. RefSeq lists its product as uncharacterized. Lineage: Eukaryota; Metazoa; Chordata; Actinopteri; Salmoniformes; Salmonidae. The transcript has a single exon. Bases 1 to 1761 code for a protein of 586 amino acids. The record is from RefSeq and is a predicted model, not a curated record.
AUGGAGAGGUGGGGGGCGCCGAGCAGUGGGAGUGUAUGGAGAGGUGGGGGGGGCCGCCGAGCAGUGGGAGUGUAUGGAGAGGUGGGGGGCCGCCGAGCAGUGGGACAGUAUGGAGAGGUGGGGGGCCGCCGAGCAGUGGGAGUGUAUGGAGAGGUGGGGGGCGCCGAGCAGUGGGAGUGUAUGGAGAGGUGGGGGGCGCCGAGCAGUGGGAGUGUAUGGAGAGGUGGGGGGCGCCGAGCAGUGGGAGUGUAUGGAGAGGUGGGGGGCCGCCGAGCAGUGGGAGAGUAUGGAGAGGUGGGGGCCGCCGAGCAGUGGGAGUGUAUGGAGAGGUGGGGGGGGCCGCCGAGCAGUGGGGGUGUAUGGAGAGGUGGGGGGCCGCCGAGCAGUGGGAGUGUAUGGAGAGGUGGGGGGCGCCGAGCAGUGGGAGAGUAUGGAGAGGUGGGGGGCGCCGAGCAGUGGGAGUGUAUGGAGAGGUGGGGGGGGCCGCCGAGCAGUGGGAGUGUAUGGAGAGGUGGGGGGCCGCCGAGCAGUGGGAGUGUAUGGAGAGGUGGGGGGGGCCGAGCAGUGGGAGAGUAUGGAGAGGUGGGGGGCGCCGAGCAGUGGGGGUGUAUGGAGAGGUGGGGGGGGCCGCCGAGCAGUGGGGGUGUAUGGAGAGGUGGGGGGGGCCGCCGAGCAGUGGGAGUGUAUGGAGAGGUGGGGGGCCGCCGAGCAGUGGGGGUGUAUGGAGAGGUGGGGGGCCGCCGAGCAGUGGGGGUGUAUGGAGAGGUGGGGGGCCGCCGAGCAGUGGGGGUGUAUGGAGAGGUGGGGGGCCGCCGAGCAGUGGGGGUGUAUGGAGAGGUGGGGGGCCGCCGAGCAGUGGGGGUGUAUGGAGAGGUGGGGGGCCGCCGAGCAGUGGGGGUGUAUGGAGAGGUGGCGGGGCCGCCGAGCAGUGGGGGUGUAUGGAGAGGUGGGGGGCGCCGAGCAGUGGGGGUGUAUGGAGAGGUGGGGGGCCGCCGAGCAGUGGGGGUGUAUGGAGAGGUGGGGGGCCGCCGAGCAGUGGGGGUGUAUGGAGAGGUGGGGGGCCGCCGAGCAGUGGGGGUGUAUGGAGAGGUGGGGGCCGCCGAGCAGUGGGGGUGUAUGGAGAGGUGGGGGGGCCGCCGAGCAGUGGGAGUGUAUGGAGAGGUGGGGGGCCGCCGAGCAGUGGGGGUGUAUGGAGAGGUGGGGGGCCGCCGAGCAGUGGGGGUGUAUGGAGAGGUGGGGGGCCGCCGAGCAGUGGGGGUGUAUGGAGAGGUGGGGGGGGCCGCCGAGCAGUGGGGGUGUAUGGAGAGGUGGGGGGCCGCCGAGCAGUGGGGGUGUAUGGAGAGGUGGGGGGCCGCCGAGCAGUGGGGGUGUAUGGAGAAGUGGGGGGCUGCCGAGCAGUGGGGGUGUAUGGAGAAGUGGGGGGCCGCCGAGCAGUGGGGGUGUAUGGAGAAGUGGGGGGGGCCGCCGAGCAGUGGGGGUGUAUGGAGAAGUGGGGGGGGCCGCCGAGCAGUGGGGGUGUAUGGAGAAGUGGGGGGGCCGCCGAGCAGUGGGGGUGUAUGGAGAAGUGGGGGGCCGCCGAGCAGUGGGGGUGUAUGGAGAAGUGGGGGGCCGCCGAGCAGUGGGGGGUGUAUGGAGAAGUGGGGGCCGCCGAGCAGUGGGGGUGUAUGGAGAAGUGGGGGGCCGCCGAGCAGUGGGAGAGUAUGGAGAGGUGGGGGGACAGGACAGGACAGGACAGGACAGUGGAGAGCAAAGGGCAAAUAG